AAAUGUCAUAGCUAAAACUUCAAGUAAUAGGGAUUUCAUAUUUUAGCAUUGCUCUAGUUCAUGUGCUCAGAGUUCUUCAUGUAAGAUUCAACCAAUGAUGCAUGGAAGGUAGCCAGAUCCGAUAAGUGCCUAGCAAUAGGAAAAUUUAAUCAAUUUAGGAAAUACAGAUUAGAAGAGAAGGAACAGUUGUGCUGGGGAUCGUUUCAUUCCAAUGAUCAAGAAGAAAUUCAAUAUACUUUCAGAAACUAAGGCUCCAGCCCAAGACAUAGCAUCAUCUUAGGCAGCUUUGGAGAUGCUAUAUAAACAAUAAAUUCUUGAUUAAGAACCUGUAAUGGAGCCAGAAAAUGGUUCAUUAAAAUUUGUGAAUCAAAAUAAUUUCUAAUACAAGAAUGAACAUCUCCAUUAUAUAGAUUCUAUAGAUCCAAAAAAUUAUAAUAGGUAAACAAUAUAAAAAUAAUAUAAGUCCUUUGGUAGAUCACAAAUACUUUGCUUUGCCAGAAACUAUGUCAAGUUAUUAUGGGAAAUAUAUAAGGAAAAUUCCAAAAGUACCUUUUAAAGUUUUAGAUGCCCCAUAAUUAUAAGAUGAUUUCUAUUUAAAUUUAAUAGAUUGGAGUAAUUAAAAUACUCUUUCUGUAGCAUUAAGUAAUUGUGUAUAUUUAUGGUAUGAUUUUAAUUUAAAAGUAGGAAUGCUUAAUCAUCAAAAGUAACAAAAUUACUAGAUCUAAGUAAUGAUAUAGUCACUAGUGUUGGAUGGUCUUUGAGAGGUCCUUUCUUAGGAGUAGGAACUAACAAUGGUGAAGUAUAAAUUUGGGAUGCUUGUAAAUUAUAAAAAGUAAGAACUUAUAAAAGUCAUGUUGCAAGAGUAGGUACUCUAUGUUUUGCUGAGAAUAUGUUAAGUAGUGGUUCAAGAGAUAAAUCUAUACUUUAAAGAGAUUUAAGACAAAAAGAAGACUUUUUCUUUAAAUAGACUGCUCAUAAAUAAGAAGUUUGUGGAUUAAAAUGGUCACCAGAUAGUCAAUUAUUAGCUUCUGGAGGAAAUGAUAAUAAAUUAUAUAUUUGGAGUGCAUCAUAACAUGAUAAACCUAUAUUCAAAUUCACAGAACAUUAAGCAGCUGUAAAAGCAAUAGCAUGGAGUCCACAUUAACAUGGUUUAUUAGCAAGUGGUGGAGGAACUGCAGAUAAAACUAUAAGAUUUUGGAAUGCUUUAGAAGGCAAAUUAUUAUCAAAAGAAGAUACUGGAAGUUAAGUUUGUAAUUUAAUGUUCAGUAAGAUGGAAAAUGAACUAAUAUCUACUCAUGGUUACAGUCAACAUUAGAUUAUUCUUUGGAAAUGUAAUGGAAUGAAAAGAAUAGCUACUUUGGUUGGACACACUAGUCGGUAAGAAUUCUAUUUAUAAAUUUAAUAGUGUUCUCUAUUUAGCAAUGUCUCCAGAUGGAUAUACUAUAGUAACUGGAGCAGGAGAUGAAACAUUAAGAUUUUGGAAUAUAUAUCCUUAAAGUCUUGGUGAAUCAUCUAGCAAUAAAUGCUAAUUGGUACCACAAAAUAUCAGUAUACGUUGA
This is a messenger RNA of Paramecium primaurelia, 1559 nucleotides long. The record is from the annotation of a GenBank genome assembly. Lineage: Eukaryota; Ciliophora; Oligohymenophorea; Peniculida; Parameciidae.